AUGGCCAGCUAUUCAAACCACCUCUUCCAGGCGAGCCUGGCUGCGGCUUUGCCGGACCUUUCAACUUCCACACGAGCCGUGCACGCAGAUGACAUCCUCAACAAUGUCGACGACGUGGCACCACCUAUCCAUGUCACCACAACAUUCCGUUAUCCACGAGAUGUGCACUGCUUACGACCACAUCACGAGAGGCCUACGUAUCCCGUGUUGGAUGUUGGAGAGCACUGCUACUCAAGGCAGUCCACACCCGGGUUGUCGCGUCUGGAAGCCGUAUUGUCGUCGAUCCUGGGACAGCCAUGCAUUGCCUACUCUUCCGGCCUGGCCGCGUUCCACGCCCUGUUGAAUAUGCUGAACCCGAAGAGAGUGUCUAUUGGCGCAGGCUAUCAUGGAUGCCACGGCACGCUCGAGCUCUACGCCCGCGCGUCCGGCACCGAGGUGCUCCCGCUCGAUUGUGCCGUGGACCAACUCGGUCCCGGCGACCUGGUCCAUCUCGAGACACCCGUGAACCCCACAGGAAAAGCCUUCAAUAUCCAGUAUUAUGCAGACAGAGCCCAUUCUCGAGGUGCAUACAUCAGUGUGGACUCGACGCUUGCGCCCCCUCCGCUUCGGGACGCCUUUCUCCACGGCGCGGAUGUCGUGAUGCACUCUGCGACGAAAUACAUUGGCGGGCAUUCCGAUUUCCUGUGCGGGAUAUUGGCGGUCAAGAGCAGCAGUGGUGGCCGCGGUAGCGACUGGCUUCAGCAGCUCCACCGAGACAGGCUGUAUCUCGGGUCGGGCAUGGCGGGCUUCGACAGUUGGCUUGCGACGAGGAGUAUCCGAACCAUGGAAAUGAGAGUAUUGAGGCAAAGUCAGUCAGCCGAGUUUAUUGUUGGCGCAUUGCAUUCUGCACUGAUGGUGGGUUCUCAACCACUGACAUCAAAGAUCCUUGGUGACGAAGAUGCCCUGACCAUCCAAAAGGUGGUCAAGGAGAUUCACCAUGCAAGCUUGGAGGUUGAUGCCGAUUCGGCAGGAGGCUGGCUACGAAAGCAGAUGCCCCAAGGCUACGGACCCGUGUUUGCCCUCACUCUCCGGGAGGUUGAGUUUGCGAGGAAUCUGCCGUCUAAGCUUCUUCUCUUUCAUCACGCAACCAGUCUUGGCGGUGUCGAGAGUUUGAUCGAAUGGCGGACAAUGACUGACGCGACCGUGGCCAAGGACCUCUUACGAGUCAGUAUCGGUGUGGAAAGCCCUGAAGACCUCUUGGCAGAUUUGAUUCAGGGCUUAAGAGCAGUUGCAAAUAAAUCUAAUUAG
This is a messenger RNA of Pestalotiopsis fici W106-1, 1287 nucleotides long. RefSeq lists its product as uncharacterized. Gene Ontology annotation, biological process: transsulfuration. Gene Ontology annotation, cellular component: cytoplasm. The coding region runs from base 1 to 1287 and encodes 428 amino acids. The record is from RefSeq and is a predicted model, not a curated record. Gene Ontology annotation, molecular function: carbon-sulfur lyase activity; pyridoxal phosphate binding. The transcript has a single exon. Lineage: Eukaryota; Fungi; Ascomycota; Sordariomycetes; Amphisphaeriales; Sporocadaceae.